GCUAGUUGCUAGCUAGGCUUGGGCAGCGGGAGUGAGUCUCCUGCGCGGCCAGCAUUGCUCACAGAGCCCCACGCUAGUUUUCUUGCAAUAACCCAACGCUCUGCUAGUAAAACGCAUCGCUACGCAAUGUCGAGGCAGCUGCAGCGGCUGCUCCCGGCCGCCGCCAGGCGCCGGCACGCCGUCGCCUGGCGUUUGGCCUCGUCAACUGCAACGACUGAGCGCGACGACGCAGCGAAGCGCUCUUUCGCUAGUCGUCUCAAGGACGUCGGCGUCGGCUUCGCCGCAAACGCGAGCCGGAGCAAGGAGGAGAAGCAGAUCAACUUGGGCAAGGCGAUGACAGGCGGCCUGCCGGACUUUGUGGAAGAGUGGACGCCCGACCUUUUCCGGAAGGUCGGCAAGGGUCUGGGCGUCGCGGCGGUCGCGAGCUGGCCGCUCGCGUUCCACCACGACAUCUCCCUGCUCGUGCCGCUGUUAGCGAGCGGCGCGACGGUGGGCUACUGGAAGAUCGGAUUGGACGACCUGAAGCAGACGUCGUCGGCGCUCCCGAAGAACUUCCCCGUGCUCAUUCACCUGCGCUACAUCCUCGAGUCGAUCCGGCCGGAGAUCCAGCAGUACUUUAUUGAAGCGGACGAGUCGCAGGGCCAGGUGCCCUUCACGCGGGCCAUGCGCAGCACGAUCUACCAGCGCGCCAAGGGCGCGCAGGACACGCGCGCGCUGGGCACGCGGCGCAACGUCUAUGGCGAGGGCUUCGAGUGGGCGAACCACUCCAUGUUCCCCGUGUCCCACGCGGACGUCGAGGACCGCGUGACGAUCGGCGGGUCGCGGUGCGCGCAGCCCUACUCGGCGUCGCUACUCAACAUCUCGGCGAUGUCGUUCGGGGCCCUGUCGGCGAACGCGAUCGAGGCCUUGAAUCGCGGGGCCGCGCGGGGCGGCUUCUACCACAACACGGGCGAGGGGGGCAUUUCCCGCUUUCAUCUGUCGGGCGGCGACGUCGUCUGGAACGUGGGGACGGGCUACUUCGGCUGCGGCAAGACGAUCGACGACAAGGGCACGCGCGCCUUCUGCCCCGACCAGUUCAAGGAGAACGCCACGAAGGAACAGGUCAAGAUGAUCGAGAUCAAGCUGAGCCAGGGCGCCAAGCCCGCGCAUGGUGGUAUCUUACCUGCCGCAAAAAUUACGUCGUUGAUCGCGGAAGCGAGAGGCCUAGGUGAGGGGCCCUGGCUCACUGAUUGCGCGUCGCCGCCGCGCCACUCGGCCUUCGGGUCGCCGGCGGAGUUGAUCCAGUUCGUGCAGCAGCUCCGAGAGCUGUCGGGCGGCAAGCCCAUCGGCUUCAAGCUCUGCGUGGGCCAGCCCCACGAGUUCGCGGCGCUGUGCCACGCCAUGCUCGACGCGAACGUCGCGCCGGACUUCGUCACGGUCGACGGCACGGAGGGCGGCACGGGCGCCGCGCCCCCAGAAUUCCAGGACUCGAUCGGCAUGCCGCUCGCCGAGGGUCUGAGGAUUGUGGACGGCUUCCUGACGGGCGCCGGCCUACGGGACGAAGUGAAGGUCAUCGCCGCGGGCAAGAUCUACAACGGCUUCUCGUUAGUCAGAACGCUUGCUUUAGGUGCCGAUGCCACAAACUGCGCGCGCGGCAUGAUGUUCGCUUUAGGGUGCAUCCAGGCCCUGAAGUGCAACACGAACAAGUGCCCGACGGGAAUCGCGACCCAGGACGCGGCCCUGUCGUCCUCGCUCCACGUGCCGACGAAGGAGGUGCGCGUCGCGAACUUCCACCGGGCGACGGUCCACGCCGCGCGCGAGAUCAUCGGCGCCGUCGGCGUGAAGCGCGGGCGCGACGUGAGCCAGGACCACAUCUUCAAGCGGCGCGACGGCGUCCAGGUGCGGUCGCUCUCCGAGGUCCACACGAACUACUUCGCGAAGCUCAAGGCCGGCCAGCUCCUCACGGAGGAGGGCCUCGCCGAGACGUCGCCGAUCAUGCGCCGCUGGUGGCGCGACGGCUACGACGCGCAUACCGCGUCGCAGGACCGCGCGAUGGCGGCGUAAAUUAGCUCUUACUUUC
Pelagomonas calceolata is the source of this 2059-nucleotide messenger RNA. The record is from the annotation of a GenBank genome assembly. Lineage: Eukaryota; Pelagophyceae; Pelagomonadales; Pelagomonadaceae.